GUUGAGUUGAAUUGCCUUGGAAGUCCAGCCAGAAGGAUAUACGCACAUUCGUUAGCCAACCAGUUUUGGAUCUCUCAUCAAUUCUUUGACCUAUCUAACCACACAAACCCUUUCACCCUCCUUUCCCAUUCGAUUCCAUUCUCUUCACCUCUCAUUUCAAUUCCCAGGUAUUUCCAUACUCCAGUUUUACCCUCUAAUUUCGUUUUACUUUUUUUUUAAUUAUUCUUAUGUCUCAAAAAUUAGGGUUCAAUUAUUUCCCAAUUCAUUUUUCUAGGGUUUGAACAAUUUUCAACCCUUUUCUUUCAUAGCUUAGGAUCCUUUUAUUUUUAUGGAAUUUGAUUGCCUACAGACUACUGAAGUUUCUCAAAAAUUGAUAAAAAAUUCAGCUAUAGGUAUAGAUAUAGUUGAUCCAAAUACAAAAUCCAAUUCCAAGGAAAUUUCAAACCCUGGUUUUGUUACAAAUACCAAAUCUGAAUCUGGAAAAGGUGAGAAUUUAAAGGGAAAAUUGAAGUUAAAGUUGAAGAAAGGAAUCAAAGCCUCUGCAACUGCUUUGGAUCAAUCAUCAGGUUCUGGUGAUGUGGUUGAUGCGGUUCGUCGGUCCAUCACCGACCUUCCUCCUGCAUUGAUAUCCGAGAUUCUCAAUUGCCUUGAUCCCAAAGAUCUUGGAAUUGUUUCAUGUGUUUCGUUGAUUCUACGUAGUCUUGCUUCUGAGCAUCAUGCUUGGAAGGGAUUCUAUUAUGAAAGGUGGGGGCUUCCGGAAGCUCAUGUGGCCGCAUCGGAAUCUGGGGUUGGGGACAGUGUUACAGAUGAAAAGUCAUGGAAGGAGAUUUUUGUGGAAAGGGAGUUUAGGAGUAAGACUUUUAUGGGAAGGUAUAGUAUGGAUGUGUUGUAUGGCCAUACUGAGGCAGUUAGGACUGUUUUCUUGUUGGCUUCUGCAAAGCUCAUAUUUACAUCUGGGUAUGACACUGUUGUGAGGAUGUGGAACAUGGAAGAUGGGUUGUCGAUUGCGUCGUGUAGACCUCUUGGCUGCACCAUUCGUGCAGUUGCAGCAGAUACAAGAUUACUAGUUGCUGGUGGUACCGGUGGGUUCAUUCAUUGUUGGAAGGCUGUUGAAGAACUGCCCCAUCUGUUUGAUCUUAAAGGCUCGCGAAAUAAGAAUACCGAGGUUCGACUAUGGGGUCAUGAUGGUCCGGUUACUUCACUUGCUUUAGAUUUGACAAGGAUUUAUAGUGGUUCUUGGGACACGACUGUUCGCGUGUGGGACCGUCUCUCGAUGAAAUGCAUUGUGGUGUUGAGGCAUAGCGACUGGGUCUGGGGACUUGUCCCUCAUGAUACUACAGUUGUCAGCACGUCGGGCUCAGAUUUGUACGUUUGGGAUACUAAUAGUGGUACUUUGGUGAGCAUUGUUCCAAAUGCUCAUGUUGGUAAUACUUAUGCUUUGGCGAGAAGCCAUUCAGGUGAUUUUGUUUUUACCGGAGGUGAAGAUGGUUCAAUACGUAUGUACGAGAUUGUUCGUGAUAGCUUCAUGACUGAAGCACUGCAUGUUGCUACAUGGGAUCCUCACUCUGGUCCUGUGCAUUCCCUUGCCUUUGAGUUUCCUUGGCUUGUUUCUGCAUCGAGUGAUGGCAAACUGGCUUUAAUUGACGUGAGGAAGCUACUACGAACGAGCAAGCGUGUUCUAUGGAAGAGAGCUUCAAAGGCAAAUAAUUCGGGCAAAGUUAAUGUAGAGCCUCCACAGAGGAUGUUGCAUGGAUAUAAGAACAAUCUUUACUCUGUAGAUAUAGGAGCUGAUCGAAUUGUCUGUGGAGGUGAAGAAGGUGUUGUCAGGGUUUGGAAUUUCACAGAAGCUCUGGAAAUUGAACGCAGAGUCCGUGCAUCGAGAGGAGUGCGAUUAGAGAACAGAAUGAGACGGCGUAAGCUCCAAACAGAGCUCAGCAGUAAAGGUGGUAGGAGUGAUCAAUGUUCUGUUGCGGCCAAGAAAAAUUCGGUGCCUUGCAUUUGGCCGAGAGGUGGAAAGACGAAGGCGUAGUAAUGAUUGCUGAAAUCAACCGUUUCCUCUAAGCACCAGUUACCUAUCCUCUUAUGUUUUUUUUUGCAAAAUUGAUAAAUACUGUAUUUUGGCUUUAAGCAGGUAAACUGACCAAGUGAAGUUUUUUCUCGUUUACUAUUAUGAUUUAAUGAUGAGCAUCUCACUCAAAUAAUUUUCAAAUGAUAGUGUUUCUUUGAGAGAA
Lathyrus oleraceus (garden pea) is the source of this 2231-nucleotide messenger RNA. RefSeq names its product F-box/WD-40 repeat-containing protein At5g21040. The coding region runs from base 329 to 2029 and encodes 566 amino acids. The record is from RefSeq and is a predicted model, not a curated record. Gene Ontology annotation, molecular function: protein binding. The transcript has a single exon. NCBI's taxonomy places the organism in Eukaryota, Viridiplantae, Streptophyta, Magnoliopsida, Fabales, Fabaceae.